AUGUCCGGGAUUCAGAGCGAUGUUCCUCUUCCUUCGCUCUCGUCGGAUGCUCGUCCUCGCCUUACCUGGACGGAUAAGGAGGAUUGCUUGCUGAAGGAGCUGAUUCGCCAACACGGAACGAACAAGUGGGCUCUUGUUGCUUCUAAGAUCCGCACCAAGACGAACAAGCAGUGCCGUCGCAGGUGGCAGGCGUUUCUGAACGCCAUGGGUAACAAGGGCGUGUGGACACCUGAGGAGGAUGAGAAGCUUCUGGAAGGUCACCGCUUGUACGGCAACCGUUGGACUGAAAUUGCUCGCAUGGUUCCUGGAAGGACCGACAACGCUGCAAAGAAUCGUUUCGCAGCGUUGACUGCUAAGCGCGGUGGUGCUGUUCCGCAAAAUCAGUCCAAGUCACCCUCGCAUUCGGACGUCUCCGAAAACUCUGGUGAUGGCGACGAGCCCGUUCAGGAGCGGCAUCGCCGGCGUGAAUCCCGAUGUCACGAAUCCGAGGACCAUCCGUUGCCGAAGCGCGCCAAGCUGGGUGACGUGGAUGAAGAUUUUGCCGAGGGUGCUGCUGUCGGCACAUCUUCGCUUCCACGUGCUGCUGAUGAGCGACGUAAAACAGCUUCACAAGCGCAUGCUGCUGACGACGGACUUCAGAUAUUUUCAUCACCGGGUGCUGCUGAUGAGGGGCCUCGGGUAGCUUCACCACCACGGAAUGCUGACACGGACGGACUAGCAAUUAAUCCACGCUCGUUAGACGACGAGCCGGCGCGUCGUGGUCGUGCGGAAGGUGCAUCUGUGGCGAGCGACAGCCUUCGUGUUACCGUGAAUGGCGCGAGUGGUGCAUUUCGUGAUGGUGCUGCUGAUGAUGCGUCCGCGGCGGGGGGAAUCGACGAGCUGUGGCGGAAGGCGGAGCUGCGCGCGGUGACCGCGGAGGUGGCGGAAAGCGAGGCGCGGAUGAAGGCGCUGGGGGCGGAGAGGGAUGCGCGGGAAGCGAGGGUUGCGCGCGCCAGCGAGAGGUGCAGGAAGGCGGAAGUGUCAAUCCAGCAAGCCACGUCAGCAGUGCACAUGGCGCGGCACGCACAGUACUCCUUGCGGGCGGCAGAAUGGGCGGCGGCAGUGGGAGUGAGAGAGGGAGUGGCGGCAGCAGAGGAAGGGAGAAGACGGUUGAAUCAGCUGCUGAUGCUGGCAGGAUCUGAAUCAGGGCACGGGGAAGAUCAAACCAAGAGUAUUACACUUGGUGGUGAUGGUAUGCUGAGGCUGGAAGGAUCGGAUGCAGCAGCGUCAGGGAGGAGAGAUGAGAAGGAGUCCACUUUUGAGGCGCCUCAAACCAAGAGUAUUACACUUGGCGGCAUUGGUAUGCUGAUGCUGGCAGGAUCGGAUGCAGCAGCAUCAGGGAGGAGAGAUGAGAAGGAGCAUGCAGCACAUGGCUUGCUGCAGGGUUUUGAGUCGACUCAAAGGUCAACUGUGCUGAUGCUGGAAGGCUCAGAUGCAGCAUCAGGGAAGAGAGAUGAGAAGGAGAAUGCAACACAUGGCUUGCUGCAGGGGAAGCGGCAGGAAGAUGCGAUUGAUGGAGCGGCGGGGCGGGGGGAGCGCGGAGGGGCGGAGUUGCGCGGGGAGCGAGAAGCUGAGGGGAGUGGAAGGUUAGAGGGGCGGCCAUUGGAUGCCCUGCAUGCGCUCAAGGCCCUGCAGAUGGCAGCAAAGGAUCUCUCGGCAGCAUCCUUUGCCGUGGCGGAUCAUGGUGUAGACCUGGGCUGGGCGCUGUAG
This is a messenger RNA of Closterium sp. Naga37s-1, 1749 nucleotides long. The record is from the annotation of a GenBank genome assembly. Lineage: Eukaryota; Viridiplantae; Streptophyta; Zygnematophyceae; Desmidiales; Closteriaceae.